CACUCUGGAGUUUGGUGGGAGGCAGACACUGUUGGUCCUUCUUUGUGCAGAAGAGGCAAGAUGAGAUCUGCGUUGGACUUGGGGGUCCUGCUUGUGACAAUGGCAGGCCUGGGGGGCUUCCCUCCCCAGGUGCAGAGCGCAGGGCCAAGAGAGCACUUCGUCUACCAGGGGAGGUCCGGGUGUUUCUUCACCCCCCUCAACGGGACCCAGCGGGAGAUCCGCUACCUGGUCACCUACAUCUGGGGCCGGCAGGACUAUGUCCGCUUCGACAACCGCGUCGGGGAGUUCCAGGCCGUCAUGCCACUGGGAGAGCCUGACGCCCGACUCUGGAACAGCCAGAAGGACUUCCUGGAGAUCAAGCGGCACAAUGUUGACCGCUUCUGCCGGCACAACUACUAUAACGACAUCCCCUUCGUCCACGGCAGGAGUGUCCAGCCCCAGGUGACGAUCAUCCCCACAGAAUACGACCCCUCCUCCCUCAACACUUUGCUGGUUUGCUCCGUCACUGGCUUUUACCCUUCGGAGAUCGAAAUCAAGUGGCUGAGGAAUGGGAAGGAGGAAGGCAAAAGCAAAGUGGCCACCACCGACCUGAUGAGGAACGGGGACUGGACCUACCAGAUCCACGUCAUGCUGGAAACGCACUUGGAGCGCGGAGACCUCUACGCCUGCCAGGUGGAGCACUCCAGCUUAAAUGGCACCGUCAUCACCGUGCAGUGGGACCCACAAUCGGAUUCUGCCAGGAACAAGAUGUGGACGGGGGUCGUGGGGGUCGUGCUGGGGCUGGUCUUUUUCCUCCCGGGACUCGUCCUCUUCCUGAAGAAUAAGAAAGGGCGGGGCAUUCCACAACCUGCAGGACUUACCAGUUAGACUUCAUAGCUCCAGCCGGAUACCCCCAAGUGGAGAAGCAUUUGUGUUCUUCCUUGCCAAUGGACACCUUUUGUUGCUUGGCAGAUGCAAAAUUUGGAGGCAGCACAGGAAGAAGAGCAAAGGCCCGUCAGAUCUUCUUCUCAUCUACACCCCACCCUUCAAAAGCACCAUCACUUAUUUGCCUUUUAUUUCUCGGGGGUGGGGGGGUGUAGUUGUAUGUGAGGUGGAGAGAAACCACAUGACGCCUUUGCUGCAUUUCAUCUUGUCCUUUUGCCAGUAGAGACUUUUGCACAUGUCUGGUCCAGAUGGCCACAUCCUGCACUGAGCCUUUCUUGGGGAGUCUGGACUCUCCCUUCAGAGCAAUAGGAUCUUGUGGCCUUUUGAAGACUUCCUCCUGGGCUUUGAGAUGCCACCAGUUUCUCUGUUGGUUUUGCUGUAACAGAUUCACACAAAGGCCAUCUCUUGUGAGUUGUUCCUGGAGCUCGUUGGGAUUUGCUGAGGGCUGCCUUUCUUUCAGAUUCACAGGUAUAGAUUAUGGUUUUGAUAUUUAUUUUAGCCACUGUCCACUGCAACAGUCAUUAGAACAGUGUUGGGCACCACACCCUUUCACACAAGAAGCAAACCAAAACAUAAGUAAAUUAGGUCAGCACUCUGCCAGUUAACCCUCUCCUUACCUCAAGUGCAGUCACGGCCAUAACAAGGUUAGAGGGUCCUGUGUUCAAUAAUGGACAUUGGCCGCCCUUUUUCGCUGCGCCUCUGGUGCCACGGAAAUAUUUUACACUUUAUUACUUGUGGACGGCCACCACUACCCCCAACACAAAGGCCACCCUAUACAUACACACAGCAGCUCCUUGCCCCAUUCCCUUCUCCUCCUCCCUCUAGUUCAUUCGUCUGGCCACCCUCUCUUGCUGCCCUUCUUGCUCUUUCCGCCCCACUGGCCAGCCAGCUUAUACAACAAGAAGGGGCUGAGUGGCCUCUUUACUUGCUCAAGUGAGCAAAGAGGCCACUCCAGCCCUUACAGCUUUGCAAGCAGGCUGGCCAGAGGGGCAGCAGUGGGCAGCAAGGCAGGGGCAGCAAGACCCACGGCAGGCAGGGAGGCCAAAGCAGUGGUAGAUGAGUCUGAGAAUUAGCUCUAUGGGGAGGGGGAGCAGCAGUGGCAGUGGUGGUGGGAAGCGGCAGGCAGGAGGGGCAAGGAGGAGCAACAGAGUGUUCCGUCCGACUGACUGUGGGAAGCCCGUGUUCUUGGAAGAUGUCUGCCCGAUGAGAGUUAUGCCGCCGAUCCCAUAACAAUGGGCUAAAUGUAAUGAAAAGAUUUUUCUAAUAAACCACCUUCUUUGGAAAUCUCCCAGGAUCUGUUCUUGUCCCAGAUUGGCUGAUGUGAGGGGCGAGAGUGUUGAGGAGAGUCUUACGGGUCAGCCUUGGCUCUGUGGGUCCCGCUGUCUUUGUGUCCCGCACUCUCCCUUUCUCCCGGAUCCAAAGAUAAUUCAGUAGUUCACUGGGAAGUCUGCUCCUAGGCAGAUGCUAGAGGUCUGAAACUCCCUUUUCCUGGUUUGUUUAUCCCUGUAGGGCGGGUGGAGGUCAAUUCCCCAGUUGUCCCCAUAGACACUGAUGAUUCUGGUUCCAGGGACAGAAUCCUUCCCCCACCUGCUAGCUUUAGUUGCUUGGUAAGAAAUCAGUUAAAUAUAUUGCACAUUUCAGUGACUUCUUUGAUCAUUGCAAUCCUCUUACAUUGCCCAGUUUAAAUACAGCAAAAAACUCAUUUAAAUACAGCAAAAAAUUGCACUGCACAGCCUUGAUGUGAGAUUAUUUCUUCUGAAUCGUAUCAAUAAAGUUUUUUUCCCCA
Hemicordylus capensis (graceful crag lizard) is the source of this 2710-nucleotide messenger RNA. Its product is annotated as H-2 class II histocompatibility antigen, E-S beta chain-like. Gene Ontology annotation, molecular function: MHC class II protein complex binding. The record is from RefSeq and is a predicted model, not a curated record. Bases 61 to 867 code for a protein of 268 amino acids. Gene Ontology annotation, cellular component: membrane; MHC class II protein complex. NCBI's taxonomy places the organism in Eukaryota, Metazoa, Chordata, Lepidosauria, Squamata, Cordylidae. Gene Ontology annotation, biological process: positive regulation of T cell activation; antigen processing and presentation of exogenous peptide antigen via MHC class II; peptide antigen assembly with MHC class II protein complex. The transcript is spliced from 6 exons.